Clupea harengus (Atlantic herring) is the source of this 4927-nucleotide messenger RNA. It is a transcript of the gene pnpla7b, whose product is annotated as patatin-like phospholipase domain containing 7b. Lineage: Eukaryota; Metazoa; Chordata; Actinopteri; Clupeiformes; Clupeidae. Gene Ontology annotation, cellular component: endoplasmic reticulum. Gene Ontology annotation, biological process: lipid metabolic process. The record is from RefSeq and is a predicted model, not a curated record. Gene Ontology annotation, molecular function: phosphatidylcholine lysophospholipase A1 activity.
GAAAUCCGAGAUCGGGUGCAGCGCUUUGUGGAGGACCAGAUGCAGACCACUAUGUGGACCGGUGCUCUAAUUGGUGCAGCAGUGGUCACCUCCUUUAUCGCCAUCAUCGUGUGUUUACUGUACAGAAGACGAAAGGCCCAGGAAGCGCAAGCAGGGACGCCGCAUUAUCGCUUCAGGAAAAGGGACAAAGUGCUUUUCUAUGGCCGUAAAAUUAUGAGACAAGUACAGACUCUAUCCUCUCCCCCCGCCAAUGGUCCAGUUUCCCGGCAGCGCACUCGCAAGAGAACUAAAGUCCUCUCGAUAGCACGCAAAAUCCUACGCAUUCCGCAAUCCUGCCCCACCCUACAGCCCAGAGAGCCCCCUCCCUCGGUGCUGGAGGCUGACCUCACCGAGUUCGACGUCCAGAACUCUCACCUGCCCUCCGAGGUCCUGUACAUGCUCAAAAACGUCAGGCUUCUGGGUCACUUUGAGAAGCCUCUGUUCCUGGAGCUGUGCCGACACAUGGUGUUCGUGGAGCUGCAGCAGGGGGAGGUCCUCUUCCGGCCCGGCGACAUGGACGACAGCAUCUACGUGGUGCAGAGCGGACGCCUGGAGCUGCGCAUCCACGAGAGCGAUGGCACAGAUCCUGUGGUGAAGGUGGUCCUGCAAGGAGACAGCGUCCACAGCCUGCUUAGUCUCCUAGAUGUCAUCACUGGCCAUCCGGCCCCUUACAAAACAGUGUCAGCCCGAGCUGCUACCCCCUCCACCAUCUUGCGCUUGCCUGCAUCCGCCUUCAUCUCUGUCUUUGAGAAAUACCCAGAUACUCUUGUUCGCGUCGUACAGAUCAUCAUGGUGCGUCUGCAGAGGGUGACGUUCCUGGCUCUGCACAACUACCUGGGCCUGACCACUGAGCUCUUCAACCCAGAGAGCCAGGCCAUCCCGCUGGAGUCCGUGGCCAGUGUGCUGGGAGAGUCCAGCCUGCGCAGACAAUCGCAGACCCUUAGCGCAGAGGACAUAGCCCUGAGGGAGAGGGGGGUCACCAAGCCCACUGACCAGCAGAGUGACGCAGAGAGUGGAAAACCUGCGCCGUCAGACAGCCCAUCUUCUAUUUUCAGGAAGUCCCGCUCUCUCUCCACUCCCGCAGAAAACUCCAACCCAGAAGAUUCAGCAUCUGAGAUCAACAAAGCGCCUGAACGGUCCAUAAUGAAGGAGAUUCAUUCUGCAAGUUCUGUCCCUAACAAGUCCAUCCGGAAGAAGAGUGUGACCCUGCAGUCCAUGCCCUCGGCCGUGUUCCACUACACCUCGAGCUCCUCUCACGUCCACAGCAGCACCAAAGUCAACAUGAUCUUCCAGGCGGCCAAGAAAGACCUGCUCAAGGUCAUCCAACUCCAGGACCCCAGCUUGCUGGAGGGAAGGGUGUCCAUGAGGCAAGUCAAAGCAGGCACUGUGCUGGCCAGCCAAGGGGAGCAGGACGUCAGCGUGCUGUUCAUCAUCUCGGGGGCGCUGCAUGUGUACCAGCACAUGAUCGACCGCGAGGAGGAUAGCUGCCUGUUCGUGGCGCACCCUGGGGAACUGGUCGGCCACCUGUCCGUGCUCACCGGCGAGCCGCUCAUCUUCUCCGUGCGAGCCAACCGCGACUGCAGCUUCCUCAGCAUAUCUAAGGCCCACUUCUACGAGAUCAUGCGUGCUGAGCCCAGAAUGGUGACGAACGUUGCCCACAUAGUGGUACGCAGGGUCUCCCCCUUCGUGCGGCAGAUUGACUUCGCCCUGGACUGGAUGGCCGUGGAGGCCGGCAGGGCGGUCUACAGACAGGGGGAUGAGUCAGACAGCACGUUUAUUGUUCUGAGUGGGCGUCUGCGCUCCGUCAUCAUGAAGGAUGAUGGGAAGAAGGAGCUGGCUGGAGAGUACGGCCGCGGUGACCUCAUUGGGGUGGUGGAGGCGCUCACGCACCAGAAGCGGGCCACCACGGUGCACGCCGUCAGAGACUCGGAGCUGGCCAAGCUGCCUGAGGGGGCGCUCAACUCCAUCAAGAGGAUCUACCCACAGGUGGUGACUCGUCUCAUUCACCUGCUGGGCAAGAAGAUCCUGGGGAAUAUGCAGCAGGGCAACGGACCCCUGACAGCUCACGGCGCGGGCCUCCAAACUCCGGCCAGUAAAUGGGACGCAGGGAACCCGGCUUCAAACCUGUCCACCGUCACCAUCCUGCCUGCGUCCGACGAGGUGCCCCUGACCACCUUCACCCUCGAGCUCCAGCACGCCCUCCAGGCCAUAGGUCCCACUCUGCUCCUCACCAGUGACAUCAUUAGACAGCAGCUGGGUGCAGCAGCACUGGACAGUGUGCAUGAGUAUCGGCUGUCCAGCUGGCUGGGUCAGCAGGAGGACCUCCACCGCAUCGUGCUCUACCAGACGGACACCGGCCUGACGCCCUGGACCCAGCGAUGCCUCCGCCAGGCCGACAGCAUCCUCAUCGUGGGCCUGGGAGAGGGGGAGCCCACCGUGGGAGAGCUGGAGCGGAUGCUGGAGGGCAGUGCGGUGCGAGCCCAGAAGCAGCUGGUGCUGCUGCACCGUGAGGACGGGCCUGCGCCCACGGGCACUGUGGAGUGGCUCAACAUGAGGAGCUGGAUCUCCAGACACCAGCACCUCGUCUGCCCACGCCGCGUCUUCUCCAAGAGGAGCCUGCCCAAACUGCGAGAGCUGUACCAGAGAGUGUUCCAGAAGCCGGCCGACCCCCACUCGGACUUCUCCCGGCUGGCGAGGGUUCUGACGGGCAACGCCAUCGCCCUGGUGCUGGGCGGCGGAGGUGCCAGGGGCUGCUCUCAGAUUGGCAUCAUUAAGGCCAUGAUCGAGUCGGGCAUCCCCAUAGACCUGGUGGGAGGCACCUCCAUCGGCUCCCUGAUGGGGGCGCUGUAUGCCGAGGACAGGAGCACCAGCCGCAUGAAGGGUCGGGCGCGGGAGUGGUCCAUGGAGAUGACCUCCAUGUUCAAGAAGAUUCUCGACCUGACGUACCCAGUGACCUCCAUGUUCUCAGGAGCCUCCUUCAACAACGGCAUCAGUGCCAUUUUCAAAGGCAAACAGAUUGAGGAUAUGUGGCUGCCAUACUUUAACAUCACCACAGACAUCACGGCCUCUUGUAUGCGUGUGCACACUGAUGGCUCUCUCUGGAGGUACAUACGUGCCAGCAUGUCCCUCUCUGGCUACCUGCCACCCCUCUGCGACCCCAAAGACGGUCACUUACUCAUGGACGGAGGGUACAUCAACAAUCUGCCAGCUGACGUGGCGCGCUCCAUGGGUGCCAAGGUGGUGAUCGCCGUAGAUGUGGGCAGCCGCGACGAGAGGGACCUGACCAACUACGGCGACGCGCUGUCUGGCUGGUGGCUGCUGUGGAACCGACUCAACCCCUUCUCACACGGCGUGCGCGUGUUGAACAUGGCUGAGAUCCAGACGCGUCUGGCCUACGUGUGCUGCGUGCGUCAGCUGGAUUUGGUGAAGAACAGCGAGUACUGCGAGUACAUCCGGCCGCCCAUCGACCGCUACGGCACACUGGAUUUCGGCAAGUUUGAUGAGAUCGCAGAUGUGGGCUACCAGCACGGGAAGACGGUGUUCAGCGUGUGGCAGCGCAGCGGGGUGGUGGAGCAGAUUCUGAAGGACUGGCACCAGGAGGAGUUCCACAAGAGCAAGAAGAGUAACGUGCUCACCUGCCCCAAUGCGUCCUUCACUGAUCUGGCAGAGAUUGUGUCUCGGAUAGAGCCGGCCGUCAAGCAGCCUGCCCUAGAUGCAGAUGAAUCGGAGUACCAGACUGACUAUGACGAGAUGCUCUCCGACUUCGACUUCAGCGAGCACACUGAGGAUGAGACAGCCGACACAGGAGACACAGAUGAGGACAUGGGAUUGAGGCUCCCACGUUACCGGCUGGCAGACCCCACAUCCUCAUUUCUAGGAUCAUGAGAUGCGGCGACUGUCUCCACUCGGAAGCGGAUGAAUGUGCACCCUCUGUUGUCAUUAGUUAUCCAUAAAGUAGUUAUCAGUGCAAUACUUUAUUUAAUGAAUUUAUUAUAUUCUUCUAUUUUAUACCUAAUUGAAGGGGUUUUCCUAGUGCAGUAACUUUUGGGACAUUGUUCCCUGAACAGAGAUUGACUUGUCCAGGACAGGCAAAAGGUCUGAUUCAGGCGGAGAUGAUUAGUCCUAUUGUGUCUGAUUUCAGUGUGAACCUGGAGGUUUCUGGUUAGUUGUUAAAUUAUUUGGGGUACUUACUCACUGGAGUUGGAAACAACAUUGGAGAAAAAUGGGAACUUGAUAAGAACAUGUAAUCUGGCAUUAUAAGGUGUCAUUUUUACAUUCAGGUGAAAUUUGAAUACUUGGUGGUAUAUAAGGCUGCCACCGCACAGUUACACUACACUACACUUCACUAGUACACUACACUAAUACACUACAGUAUUUUAUAUGUGCACAGUAUGUUUACUGUUCUCAAGUUGGUCUAAAAAAUACAGUACAUGUGUCCUGUUUAUGCAAAGUUUUGAUGUAUUUUUAGGUGUUCAAAUAGUUACAUGUACAUGUUGGUAAAUAGUUUUAACAUUUUACACAAUACAUGCCUAAUCUAAAGCCUAAUAUCAAUGCAAUUUGUCAGUGUUUCGAUGCUGACACCACUGUGAUUUUUUGAUGGCUGCUAUUUUUAAUGUGUUAAAGCAGGUCAAAGAAUCAAAAAGGGAAAGACACCACUUGUGCUUAUUUUGUUUUAUGAUGACUGAAAGGUUCGAAACAAAUCAUUUCACUUUGUUUUUGUUGUUCUGAUUGUUACACAGAUGCCAUAUGUAUGCUGAACAGAAUGAGUCAUUUCAUAAGCUAAUCAUUUUAACGAGGGUAUUUGUUUGUUUGUAAUUAAAUUGUGUGCUUGCCAUUGCCUUUAUGGGGGUAUUUAGGAUUUCCCAUAUAAAACUAAUCCAAUACAAAA